Messenger RNA from Zonotrichia albicollis (white-throated sparrow), 1891 nucleotides. The record is from RefSeq and is a predicted model, not a curated record. NCBI's taxonomy places the organism in Eukaryota, Metazoa, Chordata, Aves, Passeriformes, Passerellidae.
GGGACACCGCAAAAGGAUGUUAUAAUAAAACCCGAUGCCCCAAGCACAUUACUUUCAGAAAAACAUGCGGACUAUAUAGCUUCAUAUGGAACAAAGAAAGAUGAUUAUGAAUACUGUAUGUCGGAGUAUUUGAGGAUGAGUGGUGUGUACUGGGGACUGACAGCAAUGGAUCUCAUGGGGCAGCUGCACCGAAUGAACAAAGAAGAAAUUCUGUCAUUCAUCAAAUCAUGUCAACAUGAGUGUGGUGGAAUAAGUGCCAGCAUAGGUCAUGAUCCUCAUCUUCUGUAUACCCUCAGUGCUGUCCAGAUUCUUAUUUUAUAUGAUAGUCUCCAUGUAGUUGAUGUAAAUAAAAUUGUUGAAUAUAUACAGAGCUUGCAGAAAGAAGAUGGAUCGUUUGCUGGAGAUGAAUGGGGAGAAAUAGAUACAAGGUUCUCUUUCUGUGCUGCAGCAACUCUUGCACUUCUGGGAAAGCUGGAUGCUAUUGAUGUGGGAAAAGCAGUUGAGUUCGUUUUGUCCUGUAUGAACUUUGAUGGAGGAUUUGGUUGUAGACCAGGUUCCGAAUCACAUGCAGGACAGAUCUAUUGUUGCACAGGAUUUCUGGCUAUAACAGACCAGUUGCAUCAAGUAAAUGUUGACUUGCUCGGUUGGUGGCUUUGUGAACGUCAGUUACCUUCUGGAGGUCUCAACGGACGACCAGAGAAGUUACCUGAUGUAUGUUAUUCGUGGUGGGUGCUAGCUUCUUUGAAGAUGAUUGGUAGGAUACAGUGGAUUGACAGAGAGAAACUGCGCUGCUUUAUUUUGGCGUGCCAGGAUGAGGAGUCUGGAGGAUUUGCUGACAGACCAGGAGAUAUGGUGGAUCCAUUUCACACCUUAUUUGGUAUUGCUGGACUAUCUUUAUUAGGAGAAGAACAAAUUAAGGCUGUCAAUCCUGUCUUUUGUAUGCCAGAAGAUGUCCUUCGAAGAAUAAAUGUACAGCCUGAGCUUGUAAGCUAAGCCUUGUAAAAGACAAAAGCUUUGUACGACCAAUUGCUUUUUGGUUUUACUGAUCUAUAAUCUCAUCUGUGAAACUGUCAGCAUAUUCUUCUUUCAGAUGUGUUUACAUUAUGGAAGUAAAGCAAUAGCUUUGCUGUGGACUUUGUCACUUUUUAAAUUGUUUCAGAACAGGCUGGUUGUCCUAAUCUGAGUGUAACAUGUUAUUUUGUUGUAUUCUAAGAUGUGUAGAAACAUUUCAAUUCUGUAUCUAAAUGUAUGGGCCUUGUCUUUUUUUUUUUUAAUAUAAUUCUCAAAUCAGAGCUUGACUGUGUGAAUGCUUAACUUUUCUAUUCCUGUAAUAUCAACCAUGCUAGCACUUAUCUUCAUACAGGCCUCUUUUGAUGGUGGAUCAUGCAAAGUACUUUAAAAAAACAAAACAAAACAACCAAACAAACAAACAAAAAAAGCCACCAAAAAACAAAACAGAACAAACCCAAAAAAACCCCAACAAACCACUAAAAUGCUAUCUGAUGCCUGCACUUAAUACCACACUUACAUAUUUAAUUAUUCCUGUUCACUUUUCUAUACUGAGAAACAGCUGCUGCUUCUCACAGUAAUUGAUACCAGUAAUACCAUAAUUAUGGUUCUUUUAAAGAUACAAAUGCCUUCAUUUAUUGAUGAGUCCCUUAGACAAAAUUCCACUGAUACUUGAGAUACAGCACACCUUGAGUAUGUAGAGUGAAACUUGCUAACAUUCAACAUUCUAGAGAAGGUCCUGUUGGAUGGUGACUUGUAAUCGAACAUAGAGUUGAUGCUAAAUGUCUUGCUGGGUUGAAAUCAUGAUUUUGUAGCUUUUAAGACACUAAUUGUCAACACUUGUUUUUGUUGUAGUUGGAAAUAAAAUUAGCUGUGGAAAAUA